Arabidopsis arenosa is the source of this 726-nucleotide messenger RNA. Lineage: Eukaryota; Viridiplantae; Streptophyta; Magnoliopsida; Brassicales; Brassicaceae. The record is from the annotation of a GenBank genome assembly.
UGAAUAAAUAGAUUACCAGUUCUGGUUUCAGUCUAGCAAAAGCUAAAGGUUUCCCGAAGUGGAAAUGGAUGUUGACCCAGAAAUCAGAGAUAGAUAUAAGGAAGGCAGAUCGGUUCGAAUCUUCUUAUCACAGAGAAAAAUCAGAAGAAAAAAACCAGAGAGAUAUGCGAAGAAUAUCAAAGUCCACUUUCAGUGGUGUAGCUAAAGCCACAGUUUCAAGGUCUAAAGAUCGUGUCAUGGCAUCAAGCCAAUGGUAUUCUACCAUUCCUCCUCCUAAGGACGAAGAUCUUGAAGAAGAAGAAGAUGGAAAAGAGGAAGAAGUAGAAAAAGAAGAUGAGUGGUCGCUCAAGGGGAAGAGGUUCAUUGCUUUCCCCGAGAGCAUCGGCGGUGGCUUUUUGGUCGAUGGGAAGAAAGAAACCAAGAAAUCCUCUGGGGGCGCCACGUCUUCUUUUGGGCAAGGGACCCACAUGAACUACGACUACGGAAUAAGCAGUGGGGAAAGCAAGGACCAAAGAACCACCGAGACCAACAAUGAAAACGAAGAGGGAAACAAGAUAACAGAAUAUGGUGGUUGCAAUGGUUGCCCUGGAUGCAUUCGUUGCGGAUGCCCGGGAUGUAGCGGUGGCUGCCGUUAUUGCUUCGGUGGUUGCUGUGGCUGCAAAUACUAAUUUCAAUGUCUUUUCCUUUCAUUUUGUUGGUAGUUUUAAAUAUAUGUUUUUUCUUUUU